Molecule: messenger RNA, 1152 nt
Organism: Gryllus bimaculatus (two-spotted cricket)
Lineage: Eukaryota; Metazoa; Arthropoda; Insecta; Orthoptera; Gryllidae
Source: the annotation of a GenBank genome assembly
CGUCGUGGUCGGCGACGUGAUUAGCGACGCGAUCGGUGACCUUACUAGCGACGCGAGUGGCAACGUGACUAGCGGCACGACUGGCGACGUGACCAGCGACACGAACGGCGACGCGAUCGGCGACUGGAUUUCCGACUACCAGCGACGUGACUACCUUCACAAUCAGUCACGUGACUAGAGACGAGUCCGACCUGACUACAGACGUGAUCGCCGUGACCGCCACCGCGUGCGUGCGUGCUCCGGUACAGCACGCGCGUGCCACAGUGAAAGCGCCCCGCGGUCGCGUGCGUAGGGCGGCACGUGGUGGCCCGAUCGAGCGCUCGCUUCCACCGUGACCGCUCAAGUGUCGGCCAGCGUAGGCCGCUCCGGCCGCCCGCGUACUCGUGUGUGGGUGUGUGGCUUAUGUGUGCGCGUGUGUGUCACGUGUUGACCCGCUCUCGAACCAGACCGAUUGUGGGCUGCGGAUAAUGAUGUAGACAUGUGUUGCGGCGACUGGAAAACGUUCGACCCGAGUUCGUCCGUCGAGGUGUGAUUGGUCUUUCGGGUCUAAAGGCUAUGCUCUCUUUGUUUUGGAAACGGACCGCUCGGUGGGAUGUGCGGGGCUGUGGAAUUUUCCUACGUGUUGUGAUGAUCGCCGCAUCGACCCUUGAACAGCGCUUCUGAUAUUUCAACACGGGUAUCUUUAGGUGCUAUUCGGAGCCGCGGCGUGGGAGGUGAGCGCAGCCGCGCGGACGGCGCUGGCAAGGGCGACGGGGGCGCCGUGAGCGGCGGCGCGUGGAUCCGGCCAUGAAGCGCGCGGGGCGGCCGUGCUGGCUGCGCGGCCCCUGCACCCUCUGCUACCUCCUGCUGCUCUCCGCCCUCACGGUCGCCGCCUACAUCGGAGAAAAUUUACAACAUAUAUAUGACCAUUACAUCCUGAAGAAUAUAUUGAUAUUUCCAUUUUUGGACCAUUGUUGUGAAUUAUCAUUUUGUGUGAUACUUCCGAAAUGCCCUAUUCUCAUGGUGAAAGUUUCUGAAUCACUGAUGUCCAGCUGCUUCAUCUUCAUCGCAUUUCACUGGAUACUUGAUGCUGCUUGCCUGAGGAUAUUGGUAGCUUAUUCCCUCCUCCCUCCAUUAAGAUGGAGAACUACAGGACUUGAACUUCACUGGUAG